Messenger RNA from Musa acuminata subsp. malaccensis (wild Malaysian banana), 1370 nucleotides. Lineage: Eukaryota; Viridiplantae; Streptophyta; Magnoliopsida; Zingiberales; Musaceae. The record is from RefSeq and is a predicted model, not a curated record.
UAUUCAAAAAAGAUUUUUGUAAUACAUACGUAUUGGUUAUGAUGGAAUUGUAUGCAUCUAAGUAAUUAACCACAGGUAGAGAGAAGAUAUACUUCUUCUCGGGGUUUUCCGAAUUGCAAGGCAAUGUCUGAAGCGCCUGCUUCCAACAACAACAUGGAGAAGACGUCGUCGGAGCUUCCACCGGACCUCUUCAUGGAGAUACUAUCGUGGAUCCCCGCUAGUGCCCUCUUGAAGCUCCGGUGUGUACGCAAACACUGGUACUCCAUGACAACCGAUCCUGUCUUCAUCAGAUUUCACCUGCAACGACAGCAACUCCUCCCUCAAGUUACUUCCAUCCUCACAUUUCACCGACACUUUACCAACGUUAGAUCUCUCUUGUCGCGCCUGGAUGUAGUUGAUGCACCGUGGGUUGCAAAGCAUGUCGCCGUCUGGCACAGCCGCCCACUGCUGGUCAUGUCACCUCCUUGCCAUGGAUUAUUUUGCCUCUACCACAUCUACAUGGAAUUGGAUGUUUGCUUGUACAACCCCGCCACCUGCAAAAGCUUCUCCUUACCGCAUAAUUUUACCAGUGUAAAUAUAAUUCUUUCAGACUUUUGCUUAGGAUAUCAUCCGGGUUCAAGACAGUACAAAGUUAUCCAUACGUUCUGCACCCGAUCGACCUCGUUGGCGAUGGAAGCACUCACUGUUGGUGGAAGUACAUGGAGGAAGGUGGAAGUGAGCAGCGCUCUUGCUAUGCUUACUUUGUUAAAUUGGGGAAGACCAAGUGCAACUGGAACUAUGUAUUGGCUUGCACAAAACAACGUCCUGGAAGACAUUAUUCUCUCUCUUGAUCUAGACAAUGAAAGGCUCACACAAGUUCCUUUUCCAGAUAUUAAACGCCAACAUGAGAGAGGUAACAACUCAUUGAUAGAGAUGGAAGGCACCAUUCAUUUGGCUAUCCAUUGGUUCGCCAUGGUAGACUGGAUGGAUAUUUGGAUGCUGCAAGAGUCGGGUGCCCACCGAGUGUGGAUUCAUAGGUUUCAUCUCCAUCUGUGUGCAUUGCCGACGGGAGUACGCCAGGUGGAGAGAGUUUUACGUCCUCCUAUGCCUCUUCUCAUAAACCAGGGCAAGAUUCUGAUACGUGACUAUCGAAGAUUAGUUUACUACGAUCUGGUGAGCAAGGGCUUGCAGCAUGAGGAGGUAUUUCAUGCUUGUGAUGAUUUCAUUGCUUUUGUCAUCGUUGAAAGCCUUGUUUCAUUUUAGAAUUUGAUGCAUGACCAUUCUUAGCGCAUAGCUAUCUCUUGCUAGGGGUCCCUAUUGAUUCAUUUUCUUGGAAGUUCUUGCUAUGAAUCGGUUGCUGAAUUAAUUAUGAUGUUUUUUAUUGAUUUAAA